Scedosporium apiospermum is the source of this 1143-nucleotide messenger RNA. RefSeq lists its product as uncharacterized. Gene Ontology annotation, molecular function: protein dimerization activity; DNA-binding transcription factor activity. The record is from RefSeq and is a predicted model, not a curated record. The transcript has 2 exons. The coding region runs from base 1 to 1143 and encodes 380 amino acids. NCBI's taxonomy places the organism in Eukaryota, Fungi, Ascomycota, Sordariomycetes, Microascales, Microascaceae. Gene Ontology annotation, cellular component: nucleus.
AUGACAGACAUUAUCACGGAGACUCCUGAUUUGAAGUCGGAGCUCACUUCCCCGGGCCAGAAACGCAAGCGCAGCGGCGACCAAAGCCCCGAGGACCGCCGAGUUAAGCGUGGUGCAGCCCCUGCCGCCAACAUGGUCCCUUCUGCGGACUCUACCAGCCUCGGAUUCCUGGAGGCUGCUGCUAAUGAAGCGUCCGCUGUCGGUGUCGGCGUCGGUGUAGAUUUGAGCGCUCUCCAGCAGGCCAACGAGGCUGCCAACCAUUCAGAGGCUGCUGCUCAUCAACCCGUCGUAACCGAUGCCUCGAGUGCCUCGAGUACCGCUGCCGCUGCUCUCGGCUCCAUGUAUCCCACCAUGCACGUCCCCUCGACUACCGAGCAGCAGUUCGUCCAGGCUGCUGCCGAUGGAACUAACCCUCAGGAUGCUGGUGUCUUUGCCGAUGUUGGCCACGUUGGCCAGCAUGAUGCGGGUGCCCCCACCGCCGUUUCUCUUCCUCCCACGGCUCCCAUCCUUGCCCCCAACGGAACCCAACCUCAGCAGCAGCAAGCUCAGGUUCUUCCCCACCAGAGCCCUCAGCCGCCCCAGCCGGCUCAACCCGUCCAGCAUGUCCACCAUCCCCAGAUCCCCCCUCCUGGCCAGCCGGGCCAGCCGCAGCAGGCCCAGAGGGCCGACUAUCAGUACCGCAAGCCUGCUGUAGGCACUGAAGAAUGGCACAAACUUCGAAAGGACAACCAUAAAGAAGUUGAACGACGCCGCCGCGAAACCAUCAAUGAGGGUAUUAAUGAGCUGGCGAAGAUCGUUCCUGGCUGUGAGAAGAACAAGGGUGCGAUCCUUCAGAAGGCUGUGCAGUUCAUCCAAACUCUCAAGGCCAACGAGACUUCCAACAUUGAGAAGUGGACCCUCGAAAAGCUCCUCACUGAGCAAGCUAUCGGAGAGCUCAGUGUCUCCAACGAGAAGCUCAAGGCUGAGUGUGCCAACCUUUAUGAGCGACUUGACAUUUACAAGCGAUACUUCGAGGACCACGGCAUCGAGGAUCCCACGACCAAAGUUGACCAGCCCGAUCAGAUGGAUCAUGUCGAGCACGUCGAUCAAACCCACGUCCCUGUUGCCAUCGCCGAGACUACCCCGAACGCAAACGACGGAUAG